Messenger RNA from Adineta ricciae, 2128 nucleotides. The record is from the annotation of a GenBank genome assembly. NCBI's taxonomy places the organism in Eukaryota, Metazoa, Rotifera, Eurotatoria, Adinetida, Adinetidae.
UAAGUCAAGAAGAAGCACAAAAUUUAUAUGACCAAAUGAGACAAGUGACAAAAGAUUAUCGUCUAUGUGCAAUGACUUUAUAUGUUCAAACAUGUACUCGAGAAUAUGAAUUGUUAACAAAUGAAAUUAAACAAAUUGUUGAAGGUAUUCCACAAGAAAACGACGAUGAAGCCGGUCAUGCUGCAUUUAUACAUUAUAAUGAAUUACGUGAAAAAAGAUUUAAAAUAGAAGCUGAACAAUCGAUCUAUUUUUUAGACGAGCAGCGAGUCGAGAGCAACAACAAUCAACAAGAAGAAGAAAUGAUUGCCCCGACUCUGGUUCGAUCGUUGGGCGAGGAUUUCUUGCUCCAACAAUAAUCAAUCAAGCACAAGCAAAAUUAACCGAGGAUGAAUAUCAUCUACUUAAAUUAGGCCCACGAUUUAUCUAUAAUGAUCCAAAAACAGCAUCUCGACGACGUCUCAUCGAGUUGGCUACAGUCCAAAGAAAAAUUGAAGCUCGAUUUCAUGAAAAGAAAGUUAGCCCCGGUCGUCCAGUCCAUCAAUUCAUUGCUGAAUUAGAUAUUCUGCUUCAAAAUUUACAUGAUAUUCCUGUCAAACCAAAUCCUCGGUUAAAUCAAUCACAACAACAACGACAAUACGUUCUCGAUAUUCCAAAUGAUAUGAUUAUUUCAAGUCAACCCCAGCUGAUUCGAUCUUCUAAAACGAAGAGAAAUUAUGAUCGAUCAGUCAAACGAUUAAAACAUAAAUUUCGACUCACCAACAUAGUAUUACGUAAAACAGAUAAAUCCAAAGUAUUCCAUUUAGGAAAGAUCGAUGAUUAUAACAAAAAGUCUAACGAUUAUAUGGAUAAAACACAAGCAUAUCAAUGUCCUGGAACACAAGAUCCAUUACCCGAUUUAAUUCAACGAACAAAUAAAUAUUUACUAGAUCUUCGAUUAGCCAAAUGGAUCACUCAAAAACAAUAUGAACAACUAUGUGUAAACCAACAAGAAGUCGAGUUAGCUCAUCUAUACUAUUUACCCAAAGCACACAAGACUGGUACUCCUCUUCGUCCAAUUAUAUCCGGUCUUAAACAUCCAACAAUAAAGAUCUCUAAAUUUCUCGAUGAUCUACUUCGACCGUUAUUCGAUAAGAUGGCACUAGAUACUACUGUUACAUCUGGAUUUGAAUUACUCAAGAAAUUGAAAGAACGGUCAAUACAAAAUUUGAAACAAGAGACUCUAUUAUGUACUAUUGAUGUUGCAGAUCUUUAUACAAUGAUACCACAAGUCGAAGGAGUACUAGCUCUCAAGAAAAUAAACAAUUACUUUUCUUUGAAUGGUCAAUUUUAUCACCAAAUUCGUGGUGGUGCUAUGGGUUCUCUACUUACUCUUACUAUUUCGAAUUGUUAUAUGUACUUUUAUCAACAAGAUAUAGUGAAACAAAUUAGCAAUAGUGGUGGACUCUAUUUCAGAUAUAUCGAUGAUAUAUUUUUAGCAAUCAAUUGGCCUAUUCGACAUUUCAUCAAACAAGUCGAUCGACGGAAUCAAUUUGAUUCAAAUAUACGAUUAUCUGCUAAUAUUAGUUUACAUGCCGAUUUCCUCGAUCUACAUAUGGAGAAUCAAAAUGGACAAUUAUUUACAAAUGUUUACCACAAACCAUCACAUGAACCAUAUUAUUUACCAUUUAAUAGUAUCCAUCCAUUACACAUGAAAAAGAACAUACCAUUUGCUAUGUUCUUAAGAGCCAUUCGAUAUUGCUCAACAUUCAAUGCAUAUUUACAAGAAAGAGAAUCUUUAAGAAUGGCUCUUCUGUUGAACAAAUAUCCUGGUGACCUAAUUACUAGCCAAUUCAAUCGUGUUCUAUCAAAAUUUGAAAUUAAUGAUCAACUUAGUAUUAGAAAUUACGAAAGACUAAGAGAUCAAUUAAUUCAAUCAUUUCACCCCUCAAGAGAUAGAACACCAUUUGACCAUGGAAAGAUGAUGUUCGUCCAUUAUACUUAUUGUACAAAUAUGAAGUCAUUUCCCAUGAAAUUCCACAACUUAUGGCACAAAUAUUUUGACAAUUCACCAAUUAAUGAAAUUACUCCAAUAUUAGGAACCAAAAAUGUCGACAACUUACAAAAACGUUUAGUGCAUACUCGUUCAUAA